Molecule: messenger RNA, 1377 nt
Organism: Scedosporium apiospermum
Lineage: Eukaryota; Fungi; Ascomycota; Sordariomycetes; Microascales; Microascaceae
Exons: 7
Coding region: 1-1377 (458 amino acids)
Biological process (GO): transmembrane transport
Cellular component (GO): membrane
Molecular function (GO): transmembrane transporter activity
Source: RefSeq, a predicted model, not a curated record
AUGGAGGAUAAUAAAGAUCAGCAGAUCGAGUUUGUCGAGGGGCAUGGCUCUAUUUUUGCUAAAGACGCCACAUCGUUAGCUCAAGAGCCGUAUCCUUCCCUGCUGGCUGUUCACCGCCGCAUUUCACGCAAGAUCGAUCGGCGCCUGCUCCCGCUGGUGGUUCUGUUGUAUGCUCUUUCUCUGAUUGACCGCACCAACUUGGCCGGCGCCAGAAUUUCGGGCAUUGACGGUGCUCUCGGCCUGAACCUAGGCGAUCGAUAUUCUGUUGUCUUAAGCGUCUUUUACGUCGGCUACGUUUUCUUCGAACUGCCCAGUAACAUUGUGCUCAAGAAGCUUGGUGCUCCGCUAUGGUUGAGUAUCUUAGCUUUACUCUUCGGGGUGAUAACUCUGUCCAUUGGCUUCGCGAAGAACUACGCGACGUUGCUUGCUCUCCGUAUCUUGUUGGGAUGCUUUGAAGCUGGUUUAUUCCCAGGAUGCUUGUAUCUCAUUGCUGCUUGGUAUCCCCGAUACGAAGUCCAGAAACGCAUCGCCAUCUUCUUUUCAGCCUCGACAUUCCUGUCCUCAUUUGCGAACAUCCUCUCAUACGGCCUUACCCAGAUCGCUGGUGAACCAGAGCGCACCGGAUGGCGCUGGAUUUUUAUCGUCCAAGGCGCCAUCACCGCCGCCAUCGCCAUCGCCAGCUUCCUCUUCCUGCCCGAUUUUCCUGAGUCGAAGGGCAACAAAUUCCUUACCACGGACGAAAAAGAGGCACUGAAAUCCAGACUUGUUGCAGAGCGCGGUGAUUCCGAGUCUGGAAAGGUUACUUGGAAGGUCGUGAAGGAUGUUUUUUUUACAUGGCAUACGUGGACUGUCUUCGGCUUCUCCCUAGUCAUGGCAUUCUGCCUCAGCGCACCCCCGGCAGCCUUUUCAAUCUUAUACUCCUUGGCACUAUCGUGGGUAGCCGACAAGGUCCACCAGCGGGGUAGCUUCGCCAUCGCAAACUGCCUUAUUGCGGUAGCCGGUCUCGCCUUGACCGGCUUCUUAGACGCACCUGCUGGCCGGUACGUCGGCACCUUCUUGGGUAUGGGGGGCGCCACAGCUCUAAUCUCCUCGGCUCUGGCUUGGGGUCAGAACAACGUCCGCCUCGACGCCAAGAGGAGCGUCCUCACGGUGACCCAGGUUGUAUGCGCUGCUAUUGGAGGCAUCUACUCCUCGCAGGUCUUCCGACAAGAGAAUGCGCCAGAUUACACUCCUGGUAUCAUAGCAACUGGAGCCCUCCUUCUUUUCGAUGCCUUCCUAGCGGCUUUAUCGAUGUACCUCCUGAGGCGGCUUAAUAAAAAGGCAGAUCGGGGCGAGAUCGUUAUUGAGGAGUCUCCGGAGUUCAGGUACACCUUGUAG